This is a messenger RNA of Schizophyllum commune H4-8, 861 nucleotides long. RefSeq names its product small GTP-binding protein. Gene Ontology annotation, molecular function: GTPase activity; GTP binding. NCBI's taxonomy places the organism in Eukaryota, Fungi, Basidiomycota, Agaricomycetes, Agaricales, Schizophyllaceae. The coding region runs from base 136 to 747 and encodes 203 amino acids. The transcript has 7 exons. The record is from RefSeq and is a predicted model, not a curated record.
GGCCCGGGCGGUAUUUGCGCGUGUUAGGAUCACAGGGUCUCCUCGCCGCCGCGCGACCAGCAGCAGCGCCUUUUCGGCUUCCAACUCGUUGCACCGUCUCCUCGCCGCUCCGCCUGCUGCUUUACUCCGCCCACCAUGCACACCGAGUACGACUACCUCUUCAAGCUGCUCCUCAUUGGCGACUCGGGCGUAGGCAAGUCCUGUCUGCUGCUCCGGUUUGCGGACGACACGUACACGGAGAGCUACAUCAGCACGAUUGGCGUCGACUUCAAGAUUAGGACCAUAGAGCUAGAGGGCAAGACCGUGAAGCUCCAGAUUUGGGACACAGCAGGCCAGGAACGUUUCCGCACGAUCACCUCGUCGUACUACCGUGGCGCACACGGUAUCAUCGUUGUGUACGACGUGACCGACAACGACACUUUCACGAACGUCAAGCAAUGGCUCCAGGAGAUUGACAGAUAUGCGUCGGAGGGCGUCAACAAGUUGCUUGUUGGCAACAAGUCCGAUUUGACGGGCAAGAAGGUCGUCGAGUACACUGUUGCCAAGGAAUUCGCGGACCAACUCGCCAUCCCCUUCCUCGAGACGUCGGCGAAGAACGCCACCAACGUUGAACAGGCAUUCUUGACAAUGGCGAAGCAGAUCAAGGACAGGAUGGGCUCGAGCUCGGCAGCACCGGGCGCCGGCAAGUCGUCGACCAUCACGCCGGGACAGAGCGUCAACCAGCAGCAGGGCGGUGGAUGCUGCUAAGUUGCUCGCCCACUUUCCCCGCGCCGUACGCCUUCCGAUGAUGCCGUUCCCCGGUGGAGCUGCUACGACCUCCGUCCUCCUGAUCCUGACCGUUCCUCAUGUGCACCGCUCUCG